AUGCUUCAUGACACAUGCUACUCACAUAAAGCUAACCAGGAGAUGGCGCAGAAACUCUCCCGUACCUGUACUACCAAAUCCAAAUUAGACAGCAUGGUAUACCCACUGUCGCUGCUCUCUCAAAAAUCCAAUCCUGUAUUCUCGGGUAUCAACAUGAGUAAAAGCCCGCAUGUAGCCAUUAUUGGUGCAGGCUUUUCUGGCCUGAGAUGCGCAGAUAUCCUUAUACAAAAUGGCGCGCGAGUGACAAUCUUUGAAGCUAGAAACCGUGUCGGAGGGAGGGUUCACCAAAGCAAGGUCGGGGGUCGCUUAAUAGAUCUCGGUCCAAACUGGAUCCAUGGCACCGGUACAAAUCCAAUAGCGGCCAUUGCAGAAAUGACCAAGACGACCAUGGAAGAUUUUGAGGGAAAUCAAGUAUUCAUCUCUAUGGAUGGAAGCCCUAUUGACGACAACACAGCUACCAAAAUCUCGGAGUUCGUGUGGAUGACCAUUGACGAAGCAUUCAAGUACAGUAACGCUUAUAAAGAUUCUAUCCCACCGGAACGAAGUCUGCUAGACUUCUUCCUAGACCAAGUCGAGAAAGCAAAUUUUACUCCGGAAGAGAAAAAAUGGUGUAUUGAGACCUGCAGACUAUGGGGAGCAUACGUCGGUGACCCAAUCGAAAGGCAAAGUCUGAAGUUCUUUUGCCUAGAAGAAUGUAUAGACGGCAACAACUACUUUGUAGCAUCUACGUACAAAGACAUACUAGCCUACGUCUCCAGAGCCGCCCUGCAGCAUGCCGAUAUCCGAUUUAACCAACCAAUCACCAACAUCAACUCCAACGUCCAACCAGACCCAAAUGCACCUCACAAAACAACAUUAACAACCACCACAGGCGAAACUCACACAGCUCCCUCCCCGUCUCGUCCAAGCAAUCGACAACAUCUCCUAUGGCCGCUUAGAAAAGGUUUACAUCUCAUUCCCCCAGCCUUCUGGCACAAGAAUCCCAACGACCUCACCACCGGUGGAGUCGCAAGUUAUAGCGCCUAUGAGCGUCCAACCUUCGCACAAUUCCUCGACCCCACAUACACAAAAGGACCCGAGGGUAUUCUUUGGAACCAAGAAUGCCUAUCUCUAGCCGCUCUCCCGGGGGACUGCGCUCAUCCAACUCUCCUAUUCUACACUUACGGGCCCUGUGCUACAUAUAUAGUAUCCAAAGUGGCCAACCUCAACCCCUCGUCUCAGGAAUAUUAUGAUUUCCUCGAUGACUUCCUUCGCCCAUUCUACUCCCGUCUGUAUGGGUAUUCAGAGUCAUCGCCCGAUUGUAAACCGCUCGCUGUAAUGGCAACCCAGUGGCAGAAUGAUCCCUACGCCGGGAAUGGGUCGUAUUGCAACUUUCAGGUUGGGCUCAGUAAGGGCGAUCGAGAUAUCGAGAUUCUGAGAGCGGGACUCGGGCCGGAUCGUGGAGUGUGGUUUGCUGGAGAGCAUACGGCGCCGUUCGUUGCGCUUGGGACGACGACCGGGGCAUACUGGAGUGGUGAGCGUGCUGCUGGACAAAUCUGUCAAUUGUAUGGUCUUGGUAGAUUGGGGCUAGGCUUGGAAAGGGAUGAUUCUUUACCUUCGGCCAGUGGGAAAGGGGUUGUCACUUCCGUGGACUGA
Messenger RNA from Aspergillus bombycis, 1635 nucleotides. Its product is annotated as flavin monoamine oxidase family protein. The record is from RefSeq and is a predicted model, not a curated record. Gene Ontology annotation, molecular function: oxidoreductase activity. The transcript is spliced from 5 exons. Lineage: Eukaryota; Fungi; Ascomycota; Eurotiomycetes; Eurotiales; Aspergillaceae. Bases 1 to 1635 code for a protein of 544 amino acids.